Messenger RNA from Cladophialophora bantiana CBS 173.52, 3894 nucleotides. RefSeq names its product homoaconitase, mitochondrial. NCBI's taxonomy places the organism in Eukaryota, Fungi, Ascomycota, Eurotiomycetes, Chaetothyriales, Herpotrichiellaceae. Gene Ontology annotation, molecular function: transmembrane transporter activity; homoaconitate hydratase activity; 4 iron, 4 sulfur cluster binding. The record is from RefSeq and is a predicted model, not a curated record. The transcript is spliced from 8 exons. The coding region runs from base 1 to 3894 and encodes 1297 amino acids. Gene Ontology annotation, biological process: transmembrane transport; L-lysine biosynthetic process.
AUGGGCCCCACAGAGGUUGAGAUCUCCAUCGAGAGCCCUGACAGCAAAGCUGUCGAAACGAAGAUUGAGAUGCUGGAAUCAGCAUCUUCGAGCUCCCAAGACUUGGGCUUCGACGUGAAAGCUACGAAGAAGCUGAUUAGGAAGAUUGAUUGGACACUUCUCCCAUUUCUGGCACUUCUUUAUCUUCUCAGCUUCCUCGAUCGCACCAAUAUUGGGAACGCCCGACUUGCUGGCCUAGAGAAGGAUCUUGGAAUGUCAGGCUUGGACUACAAUGUGGCUCUUGCAAUCUUCUUUCCAUUUUACGUCCUCGUCGAGCCACUGUCCAAUCUCAUGAUGAAGCGCACACGACCUUCGAUUUGGAUUCCUUCUAUCAUGGUUACAUGGGCAGUCUGCACGACUCUCAUGGGUCUUGUUCAAAGCUUUGCAGGCCUUCUUGUUGCUCGGGCUGCUUUGGGCAUUGCGGAAGGAGGCUUAUUUCCUGGAGUGACAUUUUACAUCACCAUGUGGUAUAAGCGCCAUGAAUGUGGUCUGAGAAUGGCUAUCUUUUUCUCUGCAGCUACGGCCGCUGGGGCUUUUGGCGGUCUCCUGGCCCGUGGAAUCGUCGAAAUGGAUGGGGUUGGUGGCAAAUCUGGAUGGUCGUGGCUCUUCAUUCUCGAAGGCCUGUUGACAUUUGCCAUUGCCAUUAUUGCAUUCUGGACCAUGAACGAUUAUCCUUCCACUGCGAAGUUCCUCACUCCGGAGGAAAAACACGAAGUGACUCGACGCCUGGAACGAGACCGAAGCUCUCUCGCCGAUGAGUUCGACAUGAAAUAUUGCUGGGACGCACUUAAGGACUGGAAAAUCUGGGUUCAUAUGUUCAUCACUAUUGGUAUCUACACGCCUUUGUAUUCUGUCUCCCUCUUCUUGCCAACAAUCGUCAAGACUUUGGGCUACACAAACGAGACAGCUCAGCUCAUGACAGUGCCGCCCUAUAUCGUGGCCUGCUUCUGCUGUAUCACCGGAGGCUAUGCCGCUGACAAGCUCAAGACCCGUGGACUCUUCAUGAUAGGAUUUAACCUCUCAGCAAUUCUUGGGCUUAUCUUACUCAUUUCAUCCCAGAACCCUCAUGUCAAAUAUGCUGGGUGCUUCUUCUUCGUCGCGGGAAUUUAUCCCAAUGUUCCCCAAGGUGUUGCUUGGAAUGGCAAUAAUAUCGGUGGCUCCGUUAAGAGGGCAGUGGGUAUUGCAAUGCAUGUUGGUUUUGGCAACCUCGGUGGCGCUGUUUCUGGAUUCAUUUACCUUAGUUCCGAUUCUCCCAAGUUCACAAAGGGCCACGCCAUCUUGAUCGGCCUGCUCACCAUGAGCACGUGCCUGCAGGUCUUCAUGACCACCUAUCUUCGGCGCGAAAACGCCCGUCGAAAUCGCGAGUAUAAAUCGCCAGACCAAUACACCGACCAGGACAAGGCCGCGGAGAGGGCAAAGGGCGAUAACGCAACUUUCUUCCGCUACACCUUUUCUUUGCGUUUGACCAGGACUGGCACCUCGCGGGCCAUCUGUCUGCCCAUCCCAGCGCGAUUAACGCAGAGUCGGAGCUUUCGUACAACGGCGCGACGCUGCCAGGAUGUAUUCCAUGCACAGCUCGAGGAUUCCAACGCAGCCGCCAUCCUCUUGUCACUGAAGACCUCCUCAAGAGUGCCCCAGACGCUCACAGAAAAGAUCGUCCAGCAAUAUGCUGUGGGCUUGCCCAGAGACAAAUUUGUGAAGUCUGGCGACUAUGUUACGAUCGCACCCCACCAUUGCAUGACCCACGAUAAUUCGUGGCCCGUCGCGUUGAAGUUCAUGUCGAUAGGAGCUUCAAAGCUGAAGAAUCCGAAGCAGGUUGUGAUGACGCUGGAUCACGAUGUGCAAAACAAGUCGGAGAAGAAUCUGACAAAGUACCGCCAAAUUGAAGAGUUUGCCAAAAAGCAAGGCGUCGACUUCUACCCUGCUGGCCGGGGCAUAGGACAUCAGAUCAUGGUGGAGGAAGGCUACGCGUGGCCAGGGACGUUGGUCGUUGCAAGUGACAGUCACACGAAUAUGUAUGGCGGCAUAGGUUGCCUUGGUACCCCUGUAGUGCGGACGGAUGCCGCCAGUAUUUGGGCUACUGGACGUACUUGGUGGCAGAUCCCUCCGGUGGCAAAGGUCACUUUUACUGGCGUCUUACCCAAGGGCGUCACUGGCAAAGAUGUGAUUGUUGCUCUAUGUGGGUUGUUUGACAAAGAUGAUGUUCUCAAUCAUGCAAUAGAGUUUGCAGGAUCGGAGGAAACUCUUCGAAGUCUACCCAUUGAUGCUCGCUUGACGAUCGCGAAUAUGACCACGGAAUGGGGUGCCUUGUCUGGACUGUUCCCUAUGGAUCCCUUGCUACAAGGCUGGCUACGCUCAAAGGCCACCAUGUCCGCGCUGGAUGCAUCCGAAGGCAGGGGCGUAAAUGAACGAUUUUCGCAUGCAAGACUGGAUGAACUCUUCGGCAACCAGCUCGCUGCGGACAGAGACGCUCAGUACGCAAAGUACCUGUACCUGGACCUCAGCACACUUGCGCCCUAUGUGUCUGGACCUAACUCCGUCAAGGUUGCAACACCAUUGAAGGAGCUGGAGGAUCAAAAUAUCAAAGUCGACAAGGCGUAUUUGGUAUCUUGCACGAAUUCGCGCGCUUCCGAUCUCGCUGCAGCGGCAAAGGUAUUCAAGGCCGAAGCAGCAAAGAAUGACGGGAAAGUCCCAAGAGUUGCCGAAGGCGUGAAAUUUUACAUCGCUGCAGCUUCGCUGCCUGAGCAGCAAAUAGCCGAAGACGCCGGCGAUUGGCAGACUCUCAUUGAUGCGGGUGCCGUCACCCUUCCAGCAGGGUGUGGACCUUGUAUUGGGUUGGGAACAGGCCUCCUAGAACCUGGCGAAGUCGGUAUCAGUGCCACGAAUAGAAACUUCAAAGGUCGCAUGGGCAGCACCGAAGCAAAGGCAUACCUCGCAAGCCCCGAAGUCGUUGCCGCCAGUGCUCUUAGCGGGAAGAUCAGUGGUCCUGGUUGGUACGAGAGGCCCCAAGGGUGGUCUGGAGUCAUCUGUGGUGAGGGCGAUGGCGUCAAAGAAGAGGAUCGAAUGAUCACUGCGGAUGAAGCAUUCCAGAAGAUUAUCAACCAGCUGGACAGCAUGAUCGAAUCCGCUGAGGAGACAUUCGGGGAGGGCAAAUCGGCGGAAGCCACGUCAGGCCCAACUGAAGUCUAUCCUGGAUUCCCUGAGAAAGUGGAAGGAGAGAUUGUUUUCUGUGAUGCAGACAACAUCAACACCGACGGCAUCUAUCCCGGAAAAUACACAUAUCAAGACAAUGUGCCCGUUGAGAAGAUGGCCGAGGUAUGUAUGGAGAAUUAUGACCCUAAGUUCUCCUCGAUUGCAAGACCAGGAGACAUUUUGGUGUCAGGGUUCAACUUCGGAUGCGGUAGCUCACGCGAACAAGCAGCGACCUCAAUCUUAGCCAGAAAGAUUCCUUUGGUGGUUGCCGGUUCUUUUGGGAACAUCUUCUCGCGAAACAGUAUCAACAAUGGCUUGAUGGGUCUUGAGGUGCCAAAGCUCAUCCGACGACUCCGUGAAACAUUCUCGGACUUGAACACGCCCCGGCCGUCCACUCAAGUUACAGAGCCAAUGGGCAAUAAAGAAGAGCAGCAGAGUCUCGACUCACCUCCGCCGGCUACGACACAGCCCCGAGAAAAGCAAUUGUCGCGUCGCACCGGAUGGACGUUGGUCUGGGAUGUGAAAAAAUCCCAGAUCGAAGUAACGGAGGGUGCCAACGGUAAGAGAUGGACGGAAAAGGUUGGAGAGCUGCCCCCGAAUGUGCAAGAGAUUAUCGCCAAAGGCGGUCUGGAAAAAUGGGUGCAGAAGGAAAUUGCUGCAUGA